AUGAGUGAGUUCAGCAAAGAUCCAAAUCCAGGCUCUAGUACAGAGGAUCCCGAGUUCAUGAGCCCUCAUAAUGGGGAUGUACAGUUUGAAGAAAUUGUGGGCUAUAUUGCUUGUGCCUAUGACAGCAAAUCUUGGAUAGGAUAUGUAAUUUCAAAAGAUCAGGACAACUGUGAAUUUGAAGAAAUUGUGCCUGAGUUAACAAUUGAAGAUUUGGAGAAAACUGUGGAUCCUUUGAUUCAUGAAUAUUUUGAACAUGGUGACACUCAAGAAGUAGUAGUUUGCCUAGAAGAAUUAAAUCUGGGUAAACUGAGACCACAAAUAGUCUCUAUGGCUAUUACCCUAGCAAUGGAACGUAAACCUUCUCAACGGGAAAUGACUUCUGUGUUACUAUCUGAUAUGUAUGGACAAAUACUUCUGCAAGAAGAUAUAGCUUUAGGAUUUGAUCAACUUCUGCAAAACCUGUCUGACCUGGUUUUGGAUACACCUGAUGCACCAACAGUGCUUGGCAAUUUUGUUGCAAGAGUUGUGGCAGAUGAUUGUUUGCCUCCAAAAUAUAUUAAGAAUUCUAAAGGAAGAUUUGAUUGUAUUCAUGCAAGAGCUGCUCUUGAGCAUGCUGAGGCGCUUCUUAGCAUGAAACAUGGGUUAGUUCGAUUGGAUAAUGUUUGGGGAGUUGGUGGAGGAAUGAGGCCUGUAAAAUACCUAAUCAACCAGAUGCAUUUAUUACUAGAAGAAUAUUUAUGUUCAGGAGAUAGUGCUGAAGCUUGUCGUUGUAUCCAAGAACUUGAAGUGCCUCAUUUUCAUCAUGAACUUGUAUAUGAAGCUUUGAUCAUGGUCAUUGAAAACAUGCGUGAACCUUCGAUGGAUCUUAUGUGUAAAUUAUUCCAAGUCUUGGCAUCUAGUGUUAUUGUCACCCCUGAUCAAAUGACUAGGGGCUUCUUUCGUGUUUAUGAUGAAAUGCCUGAUAUUGUCAUUGAUGUUCCUCAAGCAUAUACUGUGCUGGAAAAGUUUGUUAUGAAGUGCAAAACUGCUGGUUUUAUUACAGAAGAAGUGGUGAAAAAGCUUCCUAUUCGGGGAAGGAAACGAUUUGUAUCUGAAGGAGAUGGAGGAGCUCUUAAACCAAAUCCUCAUGAUUGUUGUCUGAAAGAACCAAAAGUAAUUUCAAAAUGAUUUUUACCAACAAGCUGGGUUCUCUGUGGUCACUAUUACAACUAAAAAGUAUCUUCAUUCCUUGAGGUCACUUAAAAGUCGUGCUGGUACCUUUUUCGGCAAAAUGGUUGGAUUAUUCUGUCAAAGCUUUUUCCAGUUACAUCAGUUGCAGCUUUAUUCUCAAAAAUAUUGGCAUAAAAAAACCCAAAUAGUUGAAAUCAAUUUUACAAUUUAAAAAUUCUGUUCUAAUUACAAAUUUGGGUACAAAGCUUCCAUUUUAGAUGUCUAAUGAUUAAAAAAGUUGAUACUUUAGGUACAAAUAUGCACAAAUUGAUCAUUUGAUGAGAUCCAGAGUAUAUUCAAUAAAUAUUUUGAACAUCAUAGUAAAAAGUUUUUAAACUGUUCUCCAAAACAGUUUUCGUAUCAUUUAUGUAAACAAAUGACAUCAUUCAAAAGUCAUUUUUUCUUUUGAAAAAUGGUCAGUAUUGCAAUUGUUUUUGAGUAAGUUUUGCACUGAGAAUCCAACAGCAUGGCUGUUAUACCUAUUGCUGUACUUCAAAACAAUAGCUGUAAAUUUUGUCUUUAAAAAAAGGAAUAAAACAGUGAAAAUGAUGUUAUUAAGAUUAAAAUAGAGGCAAUAUGCAAAUAAGAAUUUUUUUUAAGUGUUAGUUUUAAAAUUUUUUGGAAGUGAUAUGACAUUUGCAUCAUGAGUGAGUGUGUUUUAAGUUGCUUUUUUUUUUUUUUUAACGAGUAAUGUAAAGUUAGAUUUUGUAACUUUCCUUUUUUUAUGUGUUUUUUUGGGAAAUAUUCACUUUGAUAUUUGGUCAUAGAUGAACUGGCAUUGUUGCUCAACUGUGGUUUCAUAUUAUUAUGUAAAUGAUUUGAGUUGGAAUAAAAUCACCUCAAAAGCUUCA
This is a messenger RNA of Uloborus diversus, 2060 nucleotides long. It is a transcript of the gene Pdcd4, whose product is annotated as programmed cell death protein 4-like. Gene Ontology annotation, cellular component: nucleus; cytosol. The transcript is spliced from 10 exons. Bases 1 to 1167 code for a protein of 388 amino acids. Gene Ontology annotation, biological process: negative regulation of DNA-templated transcription. NCBI's taxonomy places the organism in Eukaryota, Metazoa, Arthropoda, Arachnida, Araneae, Uloboridae. The record is from RefSeq and is a predicted model, not a curated record.